This is a messenger RNA of Archocentrus centrarchus (flier cichlid), 4403 nucleotides long. RefSeq names its product protein geranylgeranyltransferase type I, beta subunit (gene pggt1b). The transcript has 9 exons. Gene Ontology annotation, cellular component: CAAX-protein geranylgeranyltransferase complex. Gene Ontology annotation, molecular function: CAAX-protein geranylgeranyltransferase activity. The record is from RefSeq and is a predicted model, not a curated record. NCBI's taxonomy places the organism in Eukaryota, Metazoa, Chordata, Actinopteri, Cichliformes, Cichlidae. Bases 14 to 1117 code for a protein of 367 amino acids. Gene Ontology annotation, biological process: protein geranylgeranylation.
UGCGAAAGCAAAGAUGGCGGAAGAGGAGAACGAGUUUGAAGAAUUUGAGCAAAUAGACUUUUUACGAGAUCGACAUGUACGAUUCUUUCAGCGAACACUUCAGGUGUUACCUGAGAGGUACGCCUCGCUGGAAACAACCAGGUUGACCAUCGUAUUUUUUGCCCUGUCUGGUCUGGACGUGCUGGAUGCCCUUGAUGUGAUUGAUCGGAGCAUCAUGAUUGAGUAUAUCUACUCACUACAGGUUCUGCCUACUGAGGAUCAAUCCAACCUAAGUCGGUGUGGGUUUCGAGGAUCGUCACAUAUCGGAAUCCCUUACAGCACUAAGGGGCCAGGUGUGCUCCAUCCUUAUGACAGUGGUCAUGUAGCCAUGACCUACACUGGGCUGUGCUCACUGCUGAUACUUGGAGAUGACCUGAGCCGGGUUAACAAGCAGGCCUGUCUGGCUGGUCUGAGAGCACUGCAGCUGGAGGAUGGCAGUUUUUACUCCGUGCCAGAAGGAAGUGAAAAUGACAUACGGUUUAUCUACUGUGCAGCCAGUAUCUGUUACAUCCUGGAUGACUGGUCAGGCAUGGACAUCCAAAAGGCUAUUGAGUACAUCCGAGCAAGUUUGUCUUAUGACAGUGGCUUUGGUCAGGGAGCUGGGCGAGAGUCACAUGGUGGCUGGACGUACUGCGCUAUAGCCUCUCUGUGUCUGAUGGGGCGACUGGAGGAGGCGCUGAGUCAGCGGGAACUGGACCGGAUCCGACGCUGGUGCAUCAUGAGGCAGCAGAGCGGUUUCCAUGGCCGCCCAAACAAACCUGUAGAUACAUGCUACUCCUUUUGGGUGGGAGCUACACUGGAGCUGUUAGAUGUGUUCCAGUAUACGAACUUUGAAAAGAACAGGAGCUUCAUCCUGUCUACUCAGGAUCGGUUGGUGGGCGGUUUCGCCAAGUGGCCUGACAGCCAUCCAGACCCUCUGCAUGCUUACUUGGGGCUAUGUGGUCUGUCCCUGAUUGGAGAGCCCAAUCUGAGGAAGGUCCACCCCGGUCUUAACAUCACCCAGAGAGCCUUUCAGUACCUCCAACAGCUGCAGCAGACAUGGCGAGACAGCACUGACACCUGCAGAAGUCAGCACUGACAGCAGGAUGAACCACAGCUCUCCCUCCAAACAGGUUCAGUUAUCAUCGACAUCUAACAGCAGUCAGCGACGACUGGACGUCUCGAAGAGGUUUGGUCACUUACUGACAGCCCAUCUCAUGUGAGGACUCAAGAAGGCUCGAUUAAGACUGUUUACAAAGCAGUAACUUUGGGGAGCUGAUUUUAAGUUCAUCCAAAGCAACUCUUCCGUUAAAGAACCACAAGCCUCACUUUUUUGCUGCCUUUUAUUUGCACAGUAGUCAAUAACAGUGCGGUUUGUGGUUCGUGGGAAUAAAAAUGUGCCAGAAAGUCAAAUUUGAGCUGCUGGAAACUUGAAGAAAUUUCAGAUGCCUCCAUUGUUCCUUUGAGUUUUUAGAUAAUGGCCUUUUGAGCUUUCCUGCUCAUCAUCAUUGUGAACAAUAUCUUCUUAGCCAAGGAUCAAAAAUACAGAUUCACUACAUAUGCGCAUAAGAACCGCCGUCUUAAAGUUCCCUCGUGGACUGGGAGCAUCUAAAUUGUCUUUUUAUAAGGUUUAUUUGCUGUGAUUUUGCUACUGCUGAAUAAUGUCUCUAUAUUUUAAACAUAAAUGGGCAAUUUUAAGGUGGAAAUGUGGAAACUGUUAAGGUGAAUUAUCUCAUUUACUUUUAAAGACAGAAUCGGAGGCACAGACAGUCUCUUUCAGACAGUGUAUACAUCUGUUUUUUGCGGUGGGGGUGGGGUGAGUGUGUUUAUUGCCCUCGUAACAUUUCCACCCUCACAUUGCUCGUGAACUUCUCUAAAGCCUCCAGCUCUUCUGUUCCAAAGGUGAUAGCAGCCCAGGUUUAUUCUCCUGAGGGUUUGACUUUAUCUUCCACUGCAGGCUGUGUGCACUGAUCAAGAUUUAAAUUAAAGAACUCCUGGGAUGAAAUCCAUGGAAAAGGUGGUUAAGGGGCAAAUCUGUGAUGUUUUAAAAAAAAAAAAAACUAUUUAAAAGUGGGUUAUGGGUUUAGCUACAGGCAAAUCAUUUCAGAAAAUGUAAUUUCCUGCUUGCAUUUUUCACUGAAGGCUAAAAGAAACAAGAUUGAGCCUCUUCAGGGAGUUUGUUAAGAAGGGGGAAAGCUGACCCCAUCCUGACACCCCACAACUCCUGCAUCCUGACCUGUGCUCGUUUGCUAGCUUCCAUGCUCCCAGCAAGGCGAUAACCAGCUUGAAAUCGGUAGGAAAAGAUGAGACAAUAGCAUCAUAGCUUGAGGAAAUGUAUUCCUUUGAACAGUGCCGUUAUUUUCAGUGCUGAAAGGAUGCAGGGUAACAAUGAACAUGUGCAGAAUGGACUACAGAGUGUCAGGAAACAGAAGCAAGCGUUAUCCAACAAGUAUAGUUUCAUCUAUCCUAAAGUGUUCACCACAAAGACCAAUAAUCUGACCCCCAGACCCCAGAUCACUGAGGCAGUGCUGUUAGGGUUGUCUACACAGAUGCUCAAAGGAAUUAAACACAGCUCACAUAUCAUUUAAGCAACCCUUCCUGCCUUUUACCCUUGACCCGAGGCACAGAGAAGAGUGCGAGGGUUUUAAAUUUCAAAAACAAUCCUUACAGUGACACACGAUACUCAGUUGAACACAACCACCACCUCCUGCCCUCCUACCCUCACCUCAAGUUCUGAUUCCAAGCAAGCAACAUAACCAUCUUCUUCCAGCCACGUCCUGUCUGAGCAAACACCUGCUCCCUGCAGUAUUUACUGUGUGCAGCCUCACUUUGGACUGCAUACAAAAAUUGUUUCACAUCUUCUCUUUUUAUUCCACCAUCUAAAAUAAAACUAGCUGGCUUCAUCUCCCUUCCCUCCAAAUUGACCUCCUUUUCAGUUAGGUUACAGACCAGGCGCAGACAGAGGAAAGAAGAGGGGAGGAGAGGUGAAUAAAUAAAUAAUUUGAGCCAUCUAUUAUUAAAAGUAAACCGACAGAGGCUGGAGUGUCCUCUCUGACUCCUCAGUUGUUUUUUGGUGCAAAAACAACUGCUUUUUAACCGAUGUUAUGCUUUAUUAUAAUUUAUGUUCAUAUGCGUCACCUGAGGCAAUAGGCUUUGCUGCACUUAUUACUGAUCUGCUUUCAACUAAUUUGUUACUAUAGUAUCAUUUUUCCUAAGAAAACUGCAAUCUAAUUUCACCUUUUUCAGAUGUUGCAGUUGCUGGUUUAAGCUUUGGAUAAGUAAAGAGAGUAAAUUCAGAAGAAAAAAAAGAUUUUUCUUCAUUAUUCAUUGUAAUAUUCUUGAAUCAAUAUGUUGUGAUUUGCUUUGUUAUAUAAGAAAGAAAACUGUUACUCCUGCUGUGCCACUGUAGAGCCAGAUCUGGUGAAAUUUAGUGAGCUCGUCUCCCCUGCAUCUUCUUACGUCACUUUUACUUCCUAUACAGAUUCUUGACUCUGUGUCUCUGUCCUCAGCUUUUAUAAGUACUCUUUCAAAUUUGACUUUGUGCCUCGUGUAGCAUAGUUCUGGGUCAGUGCUCUCUGAAUGCUGCUUUUCUGCACAUGCAGCAUACUUAAAUUAGGUUACAUUUGGCUCUAUGAAUACGUGACUGUCAACAAACGCCCUGGAUAUUUGUCUUUCCUACAGGAGGAAGAAGAGAAGGACUCAUCUAAAUCUAAAUGUAAACAUACAGGAAAGGUAACAACUACUCUGUAAACUCUUUGCUCCUCCCAUCUUUGCUAAUUGUGCUCAUACAAUCAGACGUAAGCUGACGGAUGAUUUUUACCGGAUUUUGUUUUUGCACAAACGCUCCCUGCGGACGCUUUCUUUAAAAGCAUGAAAGAUUGGAUUAAUGGAUCUGCCACUUCCUGCAGAUGAAGGCUGUGUCUCAAUAGUUGUUACAUUGCGUCUCCUUUUCACCCCCCCAUCACACCGCAGUCCAGACUCUUUCCAAUGGCACGAAAACAGGGGAGGGGGCCAUGGCUUUGUGUUUUUAAUGCAGCUGCAGUGAAAUCUGUUUUCUUUUAGAGAUGCAGCCACCUGUGAUCAAUCUCAUCAAUAAAUAUACAUACUGUAAUAAUGAAUAAUGUAAGAAUAAAGGUAAUGGAAUUUAUUUUUUCUAUGCUUUGUAGAAAUAUUGAGUGUAGAUACACACGUAAAUGUCUAUGAAUACGUGACUUCUACUGUGCAACAGAAAAAGGUUUACAGUGAUGUGAGUGCCAGUAAGAGGAACUGGAUAUGCAAAUGCUGGCAUAUAAUGUACUGUUGGACUUCAGCUUUGAAGGAAGUAAUGUUGGCUUUGGCUUGGUGCAAACUGUAUGUAUGGUAAAUAAAACUUGUGCUAACUGUCA